This is a messenger RNA of Neospora caninum, 753 nucleotides long. RefSeq lists its product as hypothetical. The record is from RefSeq and is a predicted model, not a curated record. The coding region runs from base 1 to 753 and encodes 250 amino acids. Lineage: Eukaryota; Apicomplexa; Conoidasida; Eucoccidiorida; Sarcocystidae. The transcript has a single exon.
AUGAGCGAUCGAGAGGGGAGGCCAACCGCGGCGGCAAGUCCUGUGGAUGUACACACCGGCUUGGCCAGUUUUUUCGCCUCUUCUCGUCUCUUCGGGACGUGUCUCACGGGUCUCCUGCGUCUCCUUCCUUGUUCUCUCCUCGUUACCUUUUUCUUCUUCCUCUCGCUGUUCUGCUUCUUCUCGCUGUCGUCGCCUCCGCAACCACCGUCUUCUUCCUCCUCACGCUCCCUCUUCGACUUUCCUCUCCGUUCUCCUUCUUCUCUCCCGUCUCUUCUGUCUCGUCUUCCCUUUCUUCUUCUCCCGCGUCUUCUCACUCCUCUCCUUCGUACUUUUUCCCCUUCGAUCGCCCGCCUUUUGGCGCGCCUCCGAUUGUGUCACCGCGACACCCCUACUCUGUCUGUGUCCAGUGCUUCCUCUCCGCCCUCGUCCUCGCCUUUUCUGUCCUCGCAGCUGACGCUCUCUCGCUUCUUUCUGGUCGGCCCGCCCGCGUCUCCCGCGCUGCGCGUCUUCGAAGCAGAUUCCUUUCCACAGAUGCAACCCAGGCGUCUGUACAGCUCGCGAACCGUCCAAGUCGGACCUCCAGAGACGUACACAGGCUUCUCCGUCGACGCGCUCUGGAGCGCCUUUCUCAGCGGUCCCCAGGAAUAUUUUCUCUGUCUCUGGUUCCUCUCUUCAAUGGCCAUGUUUGGCUGUUUCUGCAGCUGGAUCUGCCAGCAGCGAACUUUCCAAAGGGCCGUCCUCGUCUCCCCCUAA